AAAAGUUGCAAGCUGCGACGAGAUAAAUGUUGAAAAGUCUUAUCCCAAGGCGUCUUAUAUCCAUAGUAGCUCGUACUAGAACAUUCACAAUGACCACCAGCCCCAUCCGCUCGCCUCCCGCAAAGCGUUUCAAACAGGAACUACCUGCAGACUUUACGCACGUCACAGAGGCUCCCGUCAAUGCUCUCUUUGCGGAACCGUCAAAGCCUCAGCAGCAGCCCAAGAAACAAACAAAGAGAGACAGGCGAAAGGGAAGAAAGCCCUUGCCGGAACCAUUCUCUCCGGCAGAUGUCAUGUGGCAUGAUGUUCGUGAUUUCCUCGGACCAGAGUAUGUCGACGAGUUGUUGGCUAAGAAGGAUGGAAGUGAAUGGGAGGCACCGAGCGAGUUGGGGAGUUUUGUGGUUAUCGAAUUGACUGCCGGUGCUUUUACCGUUUCGGGCGAAUCUCUGUCGUUAUUCCAAUCCGGCGAGAAGAAAUGGGCCAUCAUCACACCAUUUGCUCACCCUGGCGACCGUAUCCGCGCCAAAAUCUACAAGCACGAUCGUCUCCAUUGCCUCGCCGACCUCGUCGAAAUCCUAGAGUACAGCGAUACUUACCGAGGCGGUGAGGGCGAUAGACGGGUCAACCCCGAUGCGGGUUGCAAGUACUUUGGAGAAUGCGGCGGAUGUCAGCUUCAACCUGUACCUUAUCACCUCCAACUCCAACAUAAACUGCGCACUGUCCAACUUGCAUAUGAACGAUUCUCCACUUUACCGUCUUCUCUAGUACCUACCAUCUUACCCACCAUCGGUUCUCCUAAACAGUGGGGGUACCGUACCAAGAUCACCCCACAUUUUGAUGCCCCUCCUAAAUGGGCAAAGGAAAAGCUCGUCAAGCUUCAAGCGGAAGCAGCGUCUCCUGGGGAGGAAGAAGCACUCAACGCGGAGGAUGAAGCAAGGAAAGGAUGGGAGUGCAGAGUCGGGUUUGAACGUAAAGGUAAACCCGGUGUGAUGGAUAUCGAAGAAUGCCCCAUUGCCACGCCCGUACUCAAUACCCAACUCACCCUUUCUCGUGCCCAAGUCAAAUCUAGCAUCAUGUCCUACAAAAAAGGCGCUACCAUCCUCUUACGUGAUGCCCUUCUCGAACCUGAACCUUUACCCACAGCGGAGAACCCAUGGAACGUACAAGAAGCGGGCGAGGAGGAACAUGUAGCAGUGACGGAUCACAAGGCGCAAGUGUAUGAACGCGUAGGGCCAUGGUUGUUUUCCUUCACAGCGGGGAGCUUCUUCCAGAACAACAACUCAAUUCUUAUCCCGCUCACUACAUACGUGCAAGAAGCCAUCUUUGCCCCCAAUCCCAACCCCAACCUCCCCCGUCCAACUCACCUGGUAGACACAUACUGCGGCUCCGGUUUAUUUGGCAUCACCCUCUCCCCGUCAUUCAUUGCCGUCGCUGGAGUGGAGAUUUCCUCGCUCAGUAUAGAAGCGGCGAAGAGGAACGCGGAGAUGAAUGGGCUAAAGGAUAAGACGACGUGGUUGUGUGGGAAAGCGGAGGAUAUCUUUGGAGGGUUGGCCGAGCAGGGUUUUGCGGGAAGACAUUCUUGUGUUGUCGUUGAUCCCCCAAGAAAAGGCUGCGACACCCCCUUCCUCGAUCAACUCCUCAACUUCCGACCUCUCACUAUUGUCUAUGUCUCGUGUAACGUACACACCCAAGCGAGGGAUGUGGGUUACCUCGUCCAUGAAAGUAACAAGCGUGGACAAGUUAGUGAAGGAAAAGAAGAAGGUGUGAAAGGGUGGAAAUAUACAGUAGAGAGUUUGAGGGGGUUCGAUCUUUUCCCGCAGACGGCGCAUGUGGAAAGUGUAGCUGUGCUGAGGCUUGAGGAGCAAUAAGCAUAAAGAAUUAAUGGUUGGUGGCUUGCGAUCAGUAAAGGAGCCCGUGGAGGUGGAAGAGAGAAGGAAAAGCAUGGCGUAGCAGUAGUGUACAUACAUCUCUUGGUCUUGCAUAUUCUCAUAUCGAUGUCUACAUUUUCUUACGUAUCAAAAAUCUC
Molecule: messenger RNA, 2026 nt
Organism: Cryptococcus deneoformans JEC21
Lineage: Eukaryota; Fungi; Basidiomycota; Tremellomycetes; Tremellales; Cryptococcaceae
Product: tRNA methyltransferase, putative
Exons: 3
Coding region: 27-1868 (613 amino acids)
Biological process (GO): tRNA processing
Molecular function (GO): tRNA (uracil(54)-C5)-methyltransferase activity, S-adenosyl methionine-dependent
Source: RefSeq, a predicted model, not a curated record